CAGGUCAGGGCGGCAGCCCAAAGCAAUCGAUGAAGAACUUGCCGAUUUGAGGUGUAACAGUUCUGAGCUGUAUCGACGCCAUCUACAGGACAAUCUACGUACUGGGGAUUGUUCUGUUUGCCGUGAAAGGUUUAUCUCCGUUUAGCUGACAGAGGCAUUCCAACAAACAGCAUCCAAACACUCUCCUCAGAAACAGACAGAAAUACAGUGAGUGAGUGCUGCACUGUGUCAGACUGCAAAGGCUCCUCUUCAAGGAGGGGGGUGUCUGUAGAAAAUGAACCGCUACACAAUGCUCAAACAGCUGGGGGAUGGCACCUACGGAAGUGUACUCCUGGGCAAGAGCAACGGGACUGGCGAGCUGGUUGCCAUCAAAAGGAUGAAGAGGAAAUUUUAUUCUUGGGAAGAGUGCAUGAAUCUAAGAGAGCUGAAGUCGCUGAAGAAACUAAACCAUCCAAACGUAAUCAAACUGAAAGAGGUCAUAAGAGAAAAUGACCACCUCUUCUUUGUCUUUGAGUAUAUGAAAGAAAACCUCUACCAGCUCAUGAAUGAGAGGAACUAUGCAAUGUUCUCUGAAAAUGAGAUCAGGAACAUCAUGUUUCAAGUGUUGUCUGGAUUAGCCUUUAUGCAUAAACAUGGGUAUUUCCACCGUGACAUGAAACCGGAGAACUUGCUCUGCAUUGGUCCUGAAUUGGUCAAGAUAGCAGAUUUUGGCCUUGCCAGAGAAAUUCGCUCGCAGCCACCAUACACAGACUACGUGUCCACCAGAUGGUACAGAGCUCCGGAAAUUCUGCUCAAGUUCACCUCCUACAGCUCCCCCAUCGACAUCUGGGCAGUGGGGUGCAUCAUGGCCGAGCUGUACACGCUCCGCCCCUUGUUUCCUGGCAACAGUGAGGUGGACGAGAUCUUCAAGAUCUGUCAAGUGCUGGGAACUUUGAAGAAGGCAGAUUGGCCCGAGGGCCACGUUUUAGCCAGCUCGAUGAACUUCCGCUUCCCGAAAUGCGUCCCGACGUGCCUCAGCUCGCUGAUUCCCAACGCCAGCGAUGAAGCCAUCACACUCAUGAAGGACAUGCUGCAGUGGGAUCCCAAGAAAAGGCCAAAUGCUGCUCAGGCACUGCGGUACCCCUACUUUUACGUGGGUCAGUCACUUGGUGGCCCUCCCAAGUUUUCCAAGCAGCACAAGUUGCAGUCAAAGGAUGUCAAAGGAUCCGUGGAAGGGAAAGUUUUGUGUAAGACAACCAAGACGGCUCAGGAGCCCAAAAAGAGUCAAACGGAGCCGCAGAUCUGCAGCCAAGUUCUCCAUCAGCCUCUUCAAGCCGUCCAACCGAGCCAGCAGACCUGCAGUCAAGUUCUCCAUCAGCCUCUUCAAGCCAUCCAACCGAGCCAGCAGGCCGACAUGCAGCAGCAAGCUGAUCCCAGCUUGCUUCCAUCCAAGGAGCAACUGGAGCCACUCAACCUGGUUAAAAACAGGCCGCCGGUCGCGCCCACAAAAACAGUGAGCAUCGGGCCGGGGAACAGCGUCAGCAGGGCGAGGGCCGGACGAAGACGGUGGGGUCAAACGUCCAUCAAAUCGGUGGACAGCUGGGAGACAACCGAAGACGCCGAUGUCGGCGUUUCCAUCUCCAAAAAACCCACCAUCAACUCUUUGGGGGAGGAAGCCCUCAACGUGUCCAGUGCUUGCUUUCCACUCCCCAAGACAUCGACGGCGACAAAAGCAAAAUGCGGCAACGGACUGGCCAAAGGUGACUCGGCAAUCUUGUCUCCCAAGCAGCACUACCUGCGGCAGUCCAGAUACCUCCCAGGCAUCGAUCCAAAACGAAGAUCUUCAGCAGGCAAUCAGGGAGCCAUCAGAAGCUUGUGGGACAUCUUGGGCUUAGCUCAAAAACAGGAUUUGGAGCUCCCCCUUAUUAAUGACUCCUUCAUGUCCAAGACAAAUCUUUCACCUCUCGAGAAGUCCGAAACCAAAGACGCUAAGCAGAUGAGUCCUCUGGCGCAGAUUGGCGUUCCCUCUGCCAGUGAUCUGUCAACCCCUGCUGAUCUCAGGAUUGACUCCAAAGUCAAACUGUCCAAGACUACAAUUUUCGCCAAUAAAGAUAACCAGACGGAGCACGAUGACUUCAGAGUGCCGCAAAUCCCGUGUCCUUGUCCAAGUGGCAGCUUCUCCACAAUGAACACCUUGGCCAGAAACACACACAUUCCGCCAGUGCACGGGCGGGUGGACUGGACCGCCAAAUAUGGAGGCAAUCGAUAGAACGAGCGGCCGCGUGACGACCGCUUCCCGUUUGCCAUCGUUCAUUUGCCAAACGCUACGAGCGAAGCUCCCCAGCGACCGACUGCGACGUCACUUUUGUUGCGCUUGCAGAGACUCGUAAUCUUCCCCAAUGGGGCCUCCGUAAUUCAGUUCUGCAGCGGUAACUUGUGAGUUCUGGAACAUGACCGGACCGCCUUUGGAUCUAUGUGGACCACCUCUGGACUACAAAAUCAGCAGAAAUGCAAGCGGAGCAUCUCAAUUUUUAUGAGUGCUUGGAGGACAAAAGGAGAAGGGACUCAAAUCAGUCAGAAUGCUGCAUCAAGUCCAAAAUAUGCCUUAUGCAACUUGAUCCGUCAAUCCAAUCUUUGGCGUUUUGUAUGAGCGCAGCUGUCACAUGACCUUUGAACCUGUGUUUUGUCAAUAAAUGCACCAACUUGUCGUUCAUUGACAAGCCUGGGCGAUGUUCACACAA
This is a messenger RNA of Syngnathus acus (greater pipefish), 2720 nucleotides long. Its product is annotated as serine/threonine-protein kinase MAK-like. NCBI's taxonomy places the organism in Eukaryota, Metazoa, Chordata, Actinopteri, Syngnathiformes, Syngnathidae. Gene Ontology annotation, molecular function: protein serine/threonine kinase activity; ATP binding. Gene Ontology annotation, biological process: intraciliary transport; intracellular signal transduction; protein phosphorylation. The record is from RefSeq and is a predicted model, not a curated record. Gene Ontology annotation, cellular component: nucleus; cytoplasm; cilium. The transcript is spliced from 16 exons. The coding region runs from base 275 to 2248 and encodes 657 amino acids.